GAUAACCUUCAAGUGAUUUUGUCAAUUGUUGAUAAGAAGAAUUACUUUUUAUCAACUUAUUAUUUAGUAGUUUAGAAUCUUGUUUCAACGUAUAUUGUUCUCAAAAUGAAUUCUCUCAAUAAAGUGUUAACUUUAAGUACAACAAUCCCGAAGAAUACGAGGUUGAUUUCAUCAAGUGCACGAUUAGCGAACGCCGACGAUGGAUGGUUUUCGAAGCUGUUGGUGCGAAGGAUUGAACCGACGAAGGAGUCCCACAGUCGGAUGCUUAGUGACAAGGAGAUAAUUUAUGCACUCCACACACAUAACAUAAGGCCCGACUCGAUGGACAAAUACUUGCAAAAUUACAAAACUUCAGUUGAGUUUGUCCAUUCACAAAAAGCAGAACUGGGAUGUGAGUUAGUGGGAUCAUGGACAGUGUCCGUGGGAGAUAUGGACCAGGCCUUGCACCUCUGGAGAUAUGUUGGAGGAUUCGAGAAGAUUGACAAAGCAAAGAUUAUGUUCAAAGAAAAUGCUGAUUAUAGAGCAUUAGAGAAGGAGCGUGGUAGCUUAGUAAGAUCCCGACACUUACAAUACUUGCUGGCAUUUAGCUUUUGGCCCAAUGGAGAACCUCGCGAACCCAGCAACAUUUACGAAAUUCGUUCUUACAGUCUGAAGCCGGGUACUAUGAUCGAGUGGGGCAACAACUGGGCUCGCGGUCUCACUUACCGUCGAUCACAGAAUGAAGCAUUUGCUGGAUACUUCUCGCAGAUUGGACGACUCUACAACGUGCAUCACAUUUGGUGCUACAAAGACCUUCAGGCUCGUCGUGAGACACGUGAGAGCACAUGGCGCAACCCUGGCUGGGACGAGUGCGUGGCCUACACAGUGCCACUCAUCCGCGAGAUGCACUGCCGUAUCCUCGAACCCACACAGUUCUCUCCCACACAGUAAACCACUGCACUCUGCGAACUGCCUUCGACGACCGCAUUUACAAUCCUCUAGAAACCACUGCCUUCAUCUAAAAAUAUUUUUCUAAAGAAUUCGAUGGGGGUCACUAUCCAAUCGUAAACCAUAUCCUAUUUAAAACGCUAGAUAUUUGUAUAAGUUGUUAAUGUAAUUUAUGCAUAAAUUGUAUUGCAGACUAAGACCCAACAUAAGUCUCAGAGUAUGACCCGAGAUACUUCAUUACGACGUUACAUUUGUUGUAAGAUUAAAACUAACAGCUUUGUAGAUGAUAUUGCAUUUAGUGAAAGUAAUCUGAAAUAUUGAUUCAUUUUAUGUGAAUACAGAAGUAUUCUAUGUAUUUAUAUUUGGCAAUUUAAAUCCAGACUAAAUGAAAUUAUAACAUUUACGACUACUAAUUGAAAGAUGAUAUUGGUAGCUAGUCAGAAAGCACAUCAUCAACAUUUUGUUAUUUAUUGUGUUGAGACAAGUACGCACUAGUCCGCAAUAAUAAUAGCACAAUAUUUUUUUCUAUACUUACUAUAUUUUAAGCUGUUAUAUCCAGUAACUACAACAGUUUACAACACUAUAUGAGGAAGACGCGGCACUAGUUUUGUAGUAUAGAUUAUUUUUUUCUUAUUUUUGAUAGCAUUUAUGAAAAACGAAACCGUAAUAUUUAUAUUUAAGAUCAAUUUAAGGCUUAAUUCAAGAUAAUCAUCUGAAAUAAUGUACUUUGGUAUUGUUAUUGUAUAUCCUUGUUUUUGUUUCACUUAUAUGUUAGUUCAGAAAUAGAUUUUUAGACAGUUUUA
This is a messenger RNA of Spodoptera litura, 1730 nucleotides long. RefSeq names its product protein nipsnap (gene Nipsnap). NCBI's taxonomy places the organism in Eukaryota, Metazoa, Arthropoda, Insecta, Lepidoptera, Noctuidae. The record is from RefSeq and is a predicted model, not a curated record. Gene Ontology annotation, cellular component: mitochondrion.